CACAACACGCACACCAACACGAGCAGCCGGUCAGCGGAAAAGUUUCUAGAACGUCGAACUCGAACUCCCAUCAAAGAGUCUAUUGAAAAGCAGCCCAUUUAACAGACAAUUAUUUUAAUCUGUGCCGUUGUGUUCACAAAGCACGUAUUUUUUCAAUUCAGAACGUUCCAGAAAUAGAAACCCAACGCAUUUGCCAAGGAAACGUGGCCCAAAACUGAGCAACCCCUAACAAAUAGAAACAAACAAAUCUAAACCCGCCGAAGUGAUAAGAAAAUUUUAUUUGUGUAGUAAAAGUGCCGAGAAGAGAAGAGGAGACCGAAGAGAUCCCUCCGUGAGUGAAGUGUGCCAGUGAGCUAUGUCCGCAUCCAGAUCGCGUAAUAAACAAUCCAAACUUUGUGACGAUGAGCGGCUCGACAUAAGCAAGGACGAGUUCAACCGAUUCCAGGAGGCCUUUGGCCAGGAGGAGUUCCGCAAGCUCUUCUUCGACUACGUGGACGAGAUCCAGGACCCUGAGAACCGCAAGAUCUACGAGGCGGAGAUCACGCAGCUGGAGAAGGAGCGUGGCGUAGAAGUGAGGUUCAUUCACCCGAAGCCGGGAUUCGUGAUCAAGACCGCUCUAGAUGGCGAGCUCAAGUGCUUCAUUAACAUCGCUAGCUCUGAGGAGAUCGAGAGGCCCAAAAACGAGGUGGCCACAGAUCCGUCGAGUGGCAGCCGUGGCCUGAGCUGGUCCAUUCCGAUGGCCCAGACCACGUCGCGCGAUGACUUCGAUGCGAAAAACAACCACUGCAAGGUGUUCGACGUCGUCUUCCAUCCCGACGCCCUUCACCUGGCCAUGCGGAACAAGCAGUUCCGCCAAUGCCUCAUCGAUACGGCACUGGACGCAGUCGAGCGCGAGUACAAGGUCUCGCUGGAUCGCGCCAACCUCAAGUUCCCCAAGCUGGACUACAAGGGUAUCCCCCGUCCCACUGUGAUACGCAAGAUGUCAGAUAAUCCCACGGCCGAGGAGCAGGAGCCACAUCCGCUGGCGCACAUGUUCCCCACAAAGCCACCCGCUCCGGGGAAACCAGAGCCCCGCGUACUGCCCAUGAAAACGAAGCCCACUCCGGUGCCGGAGUUCACGGUGCCCAGGUAUACGAUCAAGCACAGCCACGACGUGGACUUGUCCGAGUACACGGACGAGCUGGAUGCCAAGCUGCACGUGACCGUUCCUCGCUCUCUUGUCGUGGAGAUCGAGCUUCCCCUGCUCCGUUCGACAGCCGAGUGCCAACUGGACGUCACCUCCAAGUCCGUAUACCUGUUCAGCGAGCGCCAGGGCGCCAAGUACCGCCUGAAGCUGGACCUGCCCUUCAUCGUGGACGACAAGGAGGGCCGGGCCCGCUUCGACACUGAUAUGCGUCGUUUGAGCAUCACGUUACCUGUGGUCCGGAAGAGCAUCCAGGAGCAAGCCCAGAUGCACGAAACCUUGCGCCACUUCAGUCGCGAGGACAGCGGCGUGGAGCUGCACUCCAAUAGCGAAUCGCCUGUGGAGGAAGAUCCUGAUGGCGAACUCAGCGAUUCCAAGGCGGAUAUCUCCGAGACUUCCUCGCCGACUGUCGUGCGCAAGGCCAACAGCCCGUUCCUGAAGAGCUCCGUGCACUACCAACUGCCCAGCAAGUUCGACUGCAACGUGCUGGACAAUGUGAUGGCCUUUGUGCUGCACGUGCCCAACGUUCAACCGGACUCCAUUGAGCAGUUGAGGGAGCAGCGGAGCCUGCACCUCAAGUUCGCCACCAUCGGCAGUGGCUACUAUCCCACCCACUACGCCUUCUACGUGGAACUGUCGGCGGAUCAUGAGGAUUCCGCCAUCGAGAGUGCUGAGGCAGAGGCCUGGGACAACAAUGUGGUGCUUAAGCUGUGUCUGAAUUCGCAGAGCGAGACUCCGGCUGGCUAUCUGGCCGGUCUAGAUGCCACGGAGCUCAAAGAGUACCCAGUUAAUGGGCAGUACCAUGUGAAGAGCAAGGGAAAGGUUAGCGCAAAGAAGGAGAAUGCUCCGCUCGAUGUCCAAUUCGAGCGCAACCAGGAGGGCCAUGCCCUGAAGAUUACCAUUCGCCCCGGCACAAAGGAGGAGGAGGAGGAAGAAGAUAAGGAGAACCAGGACCAAAAGCCAGAAAGCGACCAACAGCAGCAGCAACAGGUGCAGAACAAGAAGUCCGGCAAGAAGCAACGGAAGAGGAACAAGAAGGAGCGCUCCCUAUCCGAAUCUGCCUGCGCAGAUAUGAUCAUCCAGGAGCCACUGUCUAAAAGUAAUGAGCUUCAGCCGAGGGCCACGUUUAAGUUGCCGCCGCAGCGCAAGCAACGCAGCUACUCGGAGAGCAACGAUAGCAUCGGCCGCUCUCAUCGCGGCAUCCUCAAGCGUUUCAGCCGCUACGGGCCCCGACCCUCGAUGUCGGACAGCUGCUCGUCCAUUGACGAUUCCUCCUCGUACUCGUGCUCCGUGGACGCAUCCGGAGCCUCGCUGUUCUCUCAAUCAUUCGGCGGCAUUCCCGAGGAGGAUCGUUCGGAUGCCGGGCUCUCGGAGAGCUGCAAGAAGACUGUUAGAUUUAACGAUCACAUCAUGAAGCAAGUGUUCCGACUUGACUCCAGCAUCCUGGGUCAGCGCAAGAAGAACCAGAAGCGACGCGAUCUCAAGCUGCGGGCUCAGCAGCGUCGCCUCAGCGAGGGCGAUUCCGUCGACUACGAGGAAACCCGGGGCUCUGCCCUCAAGCAGAAAGAAAAUCCAUCAAGGAACUGCACCGAUAGCGGACUGGAUCUCACUGGAGCAGCAGGUGCCCACAGCAACAACAAUGAAUCGGAUGCUAAGAACGCCAUGAUGUUUGAAAUGGAUGAUUAGGAUGUUAUUUAAACCAUAAAUAUAUUCAUAUUUUUUGAGUGGUUUAGUGGCAUGUUUUCAAGGUUUUUAAAUGCUACUACAUAUACGUUAACUAACGCAAGGUUUUUUUUUUUAUAUUUCUACUGUAAUUCCUUUUGUAUCGAGGCAAAUUGCUCAAUUGGAAGUAUACAAAUUUGUAUUUAGGCAACACGAAUCAGGGCUAAAUCAGAAAUCAAAAUGUUCAUUACAUCAAAUACUAAGUGUUAUGUAAUUCGGUUAAUCAUUGAAACUGUUAAAACGCAAGAUGAAAUCCUACGCGGAACUGAAAAAACCUAUUAUUAUAGAUCGAUAAUUUCAUAUUCAUUCUCAUUGAAGAACACACAACACGGAUGUCUUACAAGUUAGCAAACUACAAGUUUUAAGUGAACAUUAAAACGCUCGUUUAUUGGCUCCAUGCUCAGCUCACAUAACAAUCAUAACGCGAUAAAAAUAAACAAUAUCAAUAGUUAACAA
Molecule: messenger RNA, 3361 nt
Organism: Drosophila mauritiana
Lineage: Eukaryota; Metazoa; Arthropoda; Insecta; Diptera; Drosophilidae
Gene: Nop17l
Product: protein kintoun
Exons: 5
Coding region: 356-2869 (837 amino acids)
Biological process (GO): axonemal dynein complex assembly
Cellular component (GO): cytoplasm
Source: RefSeq, a predicted model, not a curated record